Populus nigra (black poplar) is the source of this 3593-nucleotide messenger RNA. Its product is annotated as calcineurin B-like protein 3. Gene Ontology annotation, molecular function: kinase binding; calcium ion binding. The transcript has 9 exons. Bases 2662 to 3342 code for a protein of 226 amino acids. NCBI's taxonomy places the organism in Eukaryota, Viridiplantae, Streptophyta, Magnoliopsida, Malpighiales, Salicaceae. Gene Ontology annotation, biological process: calcium-mediated signaling. The record is from RefSeq and is a predicted model, not a curated record.
UUCAUUUCAACUGUUUCUUUGUUUUCUUUCCAUCAAUUCUUGAUUGUUUCUGUUUUUUUAAUUUUGGAUAGUGAUUUGAUUUCUGUUUAAAAGUCAUAAUUUUUUUUCUGGGUUUUGCUUGAUCUAUUGUGGGAUAUUGAUUUAAUUGUUUGUUGUGUGUGGUUUGUGCCUCAAGUUUCAAUUUUUAUGAUGGCAUUGGGGUUGUCGGAUCAGAAAGUAUGGGUUUUUGGAUCGGUUAGAUGUAAUACAUUUGAUGAAUUGGUGUUUGUAUCUGUUAUCAUGGCCUCUGCUUUUUUGGUAUGUAUAAUUAGACGUAGUCACAUCUUUUGAUUCAUAUUAAUUGAAUAUGGAUUUUGGAAUUGGAUUUUGCUGUGAAUCCUGAUUGGUUAGUAACAAUCUUCUUCUGAACUUAAAAUCUUACCUGCCGAAACAAAAGUGGGAGCGCAAGAUUGAUUUCAAAGGAUUAUUGAGGUAUCCUUGAAAGGUUAAGAUAGUAGGUUAGCUACUUUUGUAUUCCGUAAUAAGUCAAUCCCCCACCUAAAAAGGGCCUUUGAGUUGUUGAUAUGGUGAAUAAAUAUUGAUAUUAGCUCUUUUAGGUUAAAGGCCCUUCAGUGAGAUAGCAAGCAUGGUGUUACGCUCUAGAAGUUGGCUGUUUAGUCUCUAAUAGUGUUUCUUGUUAGGCAAGAGUGUAUGUGUGAUGCAAGCUCCCGGGAUUUUAAACAUAUGAGUACUUUCAUUUGAUGUCUUACUUUUUCUAGAGAUAGCUGUAGAUAGGGUUUCCAAGAUUGAAACAUACCAUUGUGUAAUUUGUCUUGUUCCCAGUUAAUAGAACUCAAGCGCCCAUCAUUGUCCUAUGGUCAUCAGAACUUUCCUCUGAAAAGACAUUUAUGGAAUUUGAAUUUGUUGUUGAGAUACCGUGUAAAUUUUGUUCAGUGCUAUUCAAUAUUGUUGUUGGUGGUGAUUUUUGCUAUCAUAUCUGAAUUCUUAAUGAAAGAAUUCAUUCCAAGCUUGAAUUCUGAUCCUCCAAAACAAGAGCAGGAGUGAAGGGUUUAUUCAAAGGAUUGUUGAGGUACCCUUAAAAGGUUGAACUGAUAGGAGCAAAUUUGAACUGUUUUGUAGUCCCUAAUAAAUCAAUCCCUCACCUUUUUAGAUGGCCUUGGAAUUCUUAUCAUGAAUUAUAUAAGGGGUGAAUAAAUUUUUUUGUAUUAGUUUUUUUAGGUUGUAGACACUUCAUUGGGGUAGUAAGAUGGAGAAUGCUCUGGAUGUUGGCUGUUCAGCUCAGAGUAAACAUUGAGUAUUUUCAUAUGCUGUGUUGCUCUUAUUCUCUAAACAUAUGUGUAGAUGGUGUUUCCAACAUUAACAAGUUAUUUUACUAUAUAGUCUUUGUGUCUUUUUCCAAGUGAAUAGAAUAGAUAUUAAACUCCCAUUGUUGUCCUAUAGUCAUCUGAACUUCCCAUUGAAAAAGACUUCUAUGGUAUUUGAAUAUAUGGUUUCAAGCACCAUGCAAUUGUCGUUCUAGGUUUUUAGCUUAUAAUCAUGCAAGUUAAGCUGGUCGAUGCUGCAUGUGUGCAUCUUCUAUGAUAUCAGCAUCCUGAAGUUUGGGACGGUGCUCAACUUUUUGCCUGAGAGAUGGGAAAUGGAAAAGGUCUUUCAGAUUCUUUCCAGGUUUUUAAUGGUAUUAGAAAAUUCAAAUAUUUCUCUUCUUUUAAUUUUCUCGGUGAGAAAAAUUGAGAAUAUUGGUUUCAUUUGUUGCAUGUUAGAUCAAGAGUUGAAUUGGUUGUCACUUGUCCAAUAAGAUUAUAUGUUUUGUUUUAGUUAAAGGAGACAUAGAUAACGGAAGGAAAUAUCAUAUUCUGAUUAGUCUGUGAUGUUUCUGUGCCAUUUGAUUCACUUGGCAACAAAAUUGAUAUUUACAGGUCAUGUUGCAUUUAUGAUUACUUGCAGCCAAUACGAUGCAGGUGACAGAAAAGGACCAUUGGAUUCUGAAUUGAUUGUAUUUUAUAAUUCUGGUGUUUCCUUAAUUUACUCUGUGACAAAAGAAGCAGAGCGUACUGUUUCAUUGCGUGUUGGAAUGCUACAAUGACUUGUUGGAAUGCUACAAUGACUUGGUAUUCUUGAAUUGCACGCAGGAAAAGGGAAAUAAAUGAAUAUUAGAUUCUGGCAGGUUUUCUUUUAUUUAUUUUUUUAAGUUGAGCAUAUCACAAAGGGAUGCCCACUGUUUUAUUUUAAACGGCAAAUGUAUAAUAUACAAAAAAUUAUUCAUGGUUAUACUUCCGUAAUUAUUAUCCAAUUUCAAAAGUCAAAGUGUUUUAAAGAAUUGUGUUAAAAUAUAUGCACAUGUUUGAUUACAUGUUCCUAAAUAUAUGCGCACAUGUUUGAUUACAUGUUCCUAUUUCUCUUCAAUGUAUCCAAAGCCUGUCAACUUGAAAGGUCAGAAAGUUUAUUCUUUUUUUUAUCUAAAUUAGUUAACUCCCGUUAACAGAUCUGAAUUUCCUUUGGAAGUUCGAUGAAAUGCAACUUGUUUGUGUUAUGGUAUAUCAACUCUCUAAUUUCCUAUACAUAUGAUUUGGCUGGCUUGAAGUUCUCAUCCACAUACAAGUAAAGGGAAGUUUGUCUGCGACUAUGAUAUGGUAUGGAGUGUUUUGACGUCUGGAAAGGAUCAUGGUGCAGUGCCUAGACAGAUUAAAGCAUUUGUGUGCUGCUAUAGCAAACUGUUGUGAUGCAGAUUUGUAUAAGCAACCCAGAGGGCUGGAAGAUCCAGAAGUUCUUGCUAGGGAAACAGUGUUUAGUGUGAGUGAAAUAGAAGCGCUGUAUGAACUGUUUAAGAAGAUCAGCAGUGCAGUGAUUGAUGACGGGCUGAUCAAUAAGGAAGAAUUUCAACUAGCAUUAUUCAAGACAAAUAAAAAGGAAAGCCUAUUCGCAGAUCGGGUAUUUGACUUAUUUGACACAAAGCACAAUGGAAUAUUAGAUUUUGAGGAGUUUGCACGCGCUCUCUCUGUAUUUCACCCCAAUGCACCAAUUGAUGAUAAGAUUGAAUUUUCAUUCCAACUGUAUGAUCUCAAACAGCAAGGGUUUAUUGAGAGACAGGAGGUAAAGCAAAUGGUAGUGGCUACACUUGCUGAAUCUGGUAUGAAUCUGUCGGAUGAUGUAAUAGAGAGCAUUAUUGAUAAGACAUUUGAGGAGGCUGAUACUAAGCAUGACGGGAAGAUUGAUAAAGAAGAAUGGCGAAGCCUUGUUUUGCGACAUCCCUCUCUUUUGAAGAAUAUGACUCUCCAGUAUCUCAAGGACAUCACCACCACAUUCCCAAGUUUUGUGUUUCACUCACAAGUUGAUGAUACCUGAGUUGUAGAUGUGAACAAGUUUUACUGAUGUAGUUUAAAAGAAAUGUGCGGUUGUGCGUGCCAAGGUUUCCUAGAUAUAGGGAGAAUGUCAGCUUGUGUUUUAAAGCUGCAAUGACUAGAGCAUGCUCUCCAUUUUGCAUUAGAUUAGAUUUCUACCUGGAACAAAUCGGUUCCUGCUGUUGUUUCUUUCUUUCUUGCGUUUGAAUGGGGUAAAUUUCAUGCUUGCAAUUAAGCUUUGAUUUAGUUUUUUGA